GAUCCCUCCGCCGCUCCGCUCCAACACAAAAUAGGGCCGCGUCUUCUCCUUUCUCCCCCUUCUCGAGUGGGGUUCCCCAGGCAAAAGGGCCCCCAGGAUCUCGCGCCGGAGGCUUCCUGAAUCUCCACGACCGCUGCCGGGAUCUCGGGCCAGGAAAUAGCCCCUUCGCAGGAACCACCCUACCGGCCGAACAGGAGGCGGAGGGGGGGAGGCGGAGCGGCGCCGCGCUGCACUACUUUCCUCUCCGGUUGCAAAUGGCUGCCUCGUUCCCCACUUUCCGCUCAGUUUCCUGACCCCCCGGCGCCGGGAGCCGGGGUUGGGCCAUGCACCUCUAGGCCCCCCGCGAUCACAGCCAGCCGGGGGUCGAGGGGGUGCCGCCGAUCAGAGCCGGCCAGGCCGGGGGCGGGGCAGCUCCCGAGGCCAGAGGGAAAGGGAGGCGAGCGCAGGGCCUGGAGCGGCCGGAGGGGAGCGGGCAGAGGGCUCGCACCGCCCGCCCCUUCCUCUUCCUCGCCCACCUACCCUCCUCCCUUCCCGGGGGGGAGAAGAAGGUGGGGUGCUCGAAGCCGCCGAGGGCGAGCGUUCGGGGUCGAGGAGCCCGGCGCUGGGUGUGUGUCAGGUUCAGCCCCGCGGCCCCGCCGGCUCCGCGUCGCCGUAGCUCGCGCGGCCCCGGGGCGCCGGCCCGAGCGGAGAGAGGGGCUCGGCGCUCCUGCGAGGGUCUCACGUUCCAUCCGGGCCCGGCGCGGGCCGGCGCGGCAUUCCUUCCGGGCUGCUGGGGAGGCGCCUCGACGUUCCAUCUGGAGAGCCUCGACGUUCCGCCCGAGCCCGGCGCGGGCGGCCGGGGCGCUGGCCCGGCCCUAGGACUGAAAGGCCGCCGGGCGACGCGGAUGCGGAGCCUGCUCGCCCAAGAUCAAAGCCACCGGUGCUCUCUUUGUGUCCGCUCGGGAUUCACCGCCCUGGGGCUGUCCAUGGAAACCUAAACUGCUGGAACCCGAGGCAGAGAACCCCUCUUUGGCUUCUUGCUUUUUUUGGGGGGGGGGAAGGGUGGCCACUCCGACCUGGAUUUACCGUUCUUGGCCCCCCUAAGCCCCCCCGUGCGGGGGGCGGCUGUGAUCGCUCUGGCGGUUGGAGGUCGGGGAGCGGCCCGGGCUCUGGCCAUGUUCUCGGAUGAGGAUUUCUGGAUCGCCCUGUGAAGAGGUCUCCCCGAGAGGGCCCUGCCCAGUCGGAGAGAGGGAUGGACAGCCCGAAGCCGCCUGGUGAGGAUAAAGAUUCAGAACCGGCAGCUGAUGGACCUGCAGCCUCCGAGGAGUCAGGCGCCACUGAGCCAGACCUUCCCAAACCACAUGUGGGGGAGGUCGCUGUGCUCAGUUCUGGGGGUCCCAGGCUUCAGGAGCCUCCCCAGGACUGCAGUGGGGGUCCAGUGCGGCGUUGUGCUCUCUGUAACUGCGGGGAGCCCAGUCUACAUGGGCAGCGGGAGCUACGGCGCUUUGAGUUGCCAUUUGACUGGCCCCGGUGUCCAGUGGUGUCCCCUGGGGGGAACCCAGGGCCCAAUGAGGCAGCACUGCCCAGUGAGGACUUAUCACAGAUUGGUUUCCCUGAGGGCCUGACACCUGCCCACCUAGGAGAACCUGGAGGGUCCUGCUGGGCUCACCAUUGGUGUGCUGCGUGGUCGGCGGGCGUAUGGGGGCAGGAGGGCCCAGAACUAUGUGGUGUGGACAAGGCCAUCUUCUCAGGGAUCUCACAGCGCUGCUCCCACUGCACCAGGCUCGGUGCCUCCAUCCCCUGCCGCUCUCCCGGAUGUCCACGUCUUUACCACUUCCCCUGUGCGACCGCCAGCGGUUCCUUCUUAUCCAUGAAAACACUGCAGCUGCUAUGCCCGGAGCACAGUGCGGGGGCCGCACAUCUGGAGGAGGCUCGCUGUGCAGUAUGUGAGGGGCCAGGGGAACUGUGUGACCUGUUCUUCUGUACCAGCUGUGGGCAUCACUAUCACGGGGCCUGCCUGGACACUGCCCUGACGGCCCGCAAGCGUGCUGGCUGGCAGUGCCCCGAGUGCAAAGUGUGCCAAGCCUGCAGGAAACCCGGGAAUGACUCUAAGAUGCUGGUCUGUGAGACGUGUGACAAAGGAUACCAUACCUUCUGCCUGAAACCGCCUAUGGAGGAACUGCCUGCUCACUCCUGGAAGUGCAAGGCAUGCCGGGUGUGCCGGGCCUGUGGGGCAGGCUCAGCGGAGCUGAAUCCCAACUCUGAGUGGUUUGAGAACUACUCGCUCUGUCACCGCUGUCACAAAGCCCAGGGAGGACAGCCUGUCAGUUCUGUUGCUGAGCAGCAUCCCCCUGUCUGUAGCAGAUUCUCACCCCCAGAGCCUGGCGAUACCCCCACUGAUGAGCCCGAUGCUCUGUACGUUGCAUGCCAAGGGCAGCCAAAGGGUGGGCACGUGACCUCUAUGCAACCCAAGGAACCGGGGCCCCUGCACUGUGAAGCCAAACCACUAGGGAGAGCAGGGGCCCGACUUGAGCCCCAGCUGGAGGCCCCCCUAAAUGAGGAGAUGCCACUGCUGCCCCCGCCGGAGGAGUCGCCCCUGUCCCCACCGCCUGAAGAAGCACCCACAUCCCCGCCGCCUGAGGCAUCACGCCUGUCCCCACCGCCUGAGGAAUCACCCCUCUCUCCACCACCUGAGGAGUCUCCUCUGUCUCCGCCCCCCGAGUCAUCACCUUUUUCUCCACUGGAGGAGUCACCCUUCUCUCCACCAGAAGAGUCCCCACCAUCUCCCCCACUUGAGACACCUUUGUCCCCACCACCGGAAGCGUCACCUCUGUCCCCACCAUUUGAGGAAUCUCCCCUGUCGCCCCCACCGGAGGAAUUGCCUACUUCCCCACCACCUGAAGCAUCUCGCCUGUCUCCGCCACCUGAGGAGUCACCCAUGUCCCCUCCACCUGAAGAGUCACCCAUGUCUCCACCACCUGAGGCAUCUUGUCUGUUCCCACCAUUUGAAGAAUCACCCCUAUCCCCUCCACCUGAGGAGUCUCCUCUCUCCCCACCACCUGAGGCGUCACGCCUGUCCCCACCGCCUGAGGACUCACCCAUGUCCCCACCACCUGAAGACUCGCCUAUGUCCCCGCCGCCUGAGGUAUCACGCCUCUCGCCCCUGCCUGAGGUAUCACGCCUGUCCCCACCGCCUGAGGAAUCUCCUCUGUCCCCACCACCUGAGGAGUCGCCCACAUCCCCUCCACCUGAGGCUUCACGCUUGUCCCCCCCACCUGAGGACUCGCCCACGUCCCCACCACCUGAAGACCAACCUGCUUCCCCGCCACCGGAGGACUUGCUUAUGUCCCUACCGCUGGAGGAGGCGUCCCUAUCACCACUGCCUGAAGAACCUCGACUCUGCCCCCGGCCUGAGGAGCCCUGUCUGUCCCCUGCGCCCGAGGGGCCACGCCUGUCCCCUGCACCUGAGGAGCCCUGUCUGUCCCCUGCGCCCGAGGGGCCACGCCUGUCCCCUGCACCUGAGGAGCCCUGUCUGUCCCCUGCGCCUGAGGGGCCACGCCUGUCCCCUGCGCCUGAGGAGCCCUGUCUGUCUCCUGCGCCCGAGGAGCACUGUCUGUCCCCUGCUCCUGGGGAGCCACGCCUGUCCCCUGCGCCUGAGGAGCCGCGCUUGUCCCCUGCACCUGUGGAGCCGUGCCUGUCCCCUGCACCUGAGAAGCUGCAUCUUUCUCCCCAGCCUGAGGAUCCACAUCUAUCCCCCCAGCCUGAGGAGUCACACCUGUCCCCCAUACCUGAGGGGCCUCAGCUGUCCCCCCAGCCCGAGAAGCCCCACCUGUCCCCCCGGCCCGAGGAGCCGCGCCUGUCUCCCCGGCCCGAGGAGCCUCGCCUGUCCCCCGGGUCUGAGGAGCCUCGCCUGUCCCCCCGGCCUGAGGAACCACGCCUGUCCCCCCGGCCUGAGGAACCGUGCCUGUCCCCUCGGCCUGAAGAGCCCCCUGAGGAGCCAGGCCUAUGCCCUGCACCUGAGGAAUUGCCCUUGUUCCUCCCACCUGGGGAGCCCCCCUUAUCCCCCUUGCUUAGAGAGCCGGCCCUGUCUGAGCCUGGGGAACCACCUCUGUCCCCUCUGCCUGAGGAACUGCCGUUGUCCCCAUCUGGGGAGCCAUCUUUGUCACCUCAGCGGAUGCCACCAGAUCCGCUUCCUCCUCCGCUCUCACCCAUUAUCACAGCCGUGGCCCCACCAGCCCUGUCUCCUUUGGGGGAGUUAGAGUACCCCUUUGGUGCCAAAGGGGACAGUGACCCCGAGUCACCAUUGGCUGCCCCCAUCCUAGAGACACCCAUCAGCCCUCCACCGGAAGCUAACUGCACUGACCCUGAGCCUGUACCCCCUAUGAUCCUUCCCCCAUCUCCAGGUUCCCCAAUGGGCCCAACCUCUCCCAUCCUGAUGGAGCCCCUGCCCCCUCACCGUUCUCCACUCCUCCAGCAUUCCCUGCCUCCUCCAAACUCUCCUCCUUCCCAGUGCUCUCCUCCUGCUCUGCCACUGUCCGUUCCUUCCCCGCUGAGUCCCAUGCAGAAGGUAGUGGAGGUCUCAGAUGAGGCUGAGUCACAGGAGAUGGAGACGGAGAAAGCCCCGGAGCCUGAGUGCCCGGCUUUGGAGCCCAGCCCUACGAGUCCUCUCCCCUCUCCCCUGGGGAACCUUUCCUGCCCUGCUCCCAGCCCUGCCCCGGCCCUGGAUGACUUCUCUGGCCUGGGGGAAGACACGGCCCCUCUGGAUGGGACUGACACUCCUGGUUCACAGCCAGAGGCUGGCCAGACCCCUGGCAGCUUGGCUAGUGAACUUAAGGGUUCCCCUGUGCUCCUGGACCCCGAGGAGCUGGCCCCCGUGACCCCUAUGGAGGUCUAUGGCCCAGAAUGCAAGCAGGCGGGGCAGGGCUCACCAUGUGAAGAGCAAGAGGAGCCAGGUGCCCCAGUGGCCCCUACCCCCCCUAUUCUCAUCAAAUCCGACAUCGUUAAUGAGAUCUCCAAUCUGAGCCAGGGCGAUGCCAGUGCCAGUUUUCCUGGCUCAGAGCCCCUGCUGGGUUCUCCCGACCCUGAGGGGGGUGGCUCCUUGUCCAUGGAGCUGGGGGUAUCUACAGACGUAAGUCCAGCCCGAGAUGAGGGCUCCCUGCGGCUUUGUACCGACUCGCUGCCCGAGACUGAUGACUCGCUCUUGUGUGAUGCUGGGACUGCUGUUGGAGGAGGCAAAGCCGAGGGGGACAAGGGCAGGCGGCGCAGCUCUCCAGCUCGUUCCCGCAUCAAACAGGGUCGCAGCAGUAGUUUCCCAGGAAGACGCCGGCCACGUGGAGGAGCACAUGGAGGACGUGGGAGAGGACGGGCCCGGCUCAAAUCAACUACUUCUUCCAUUGAGACUCUGGUAGUUGCUGAUAUCGAUAGCUCUCCCAGCAAGGAGGAAGAAGAGGAUGAUGAUGACACCAUGCAGAAUACCGUGGUUCUCUUCUCCAACACAGACAAGUUUGUCCUGAUGCAGGACAUGUGUGUGGUAUGUGGCAGCUUUGGCCGGGGGGCAGAGGGCCACCUCCUUGCCUGUUCCCAGUGCUCUCAGUGCUAUCACCCUUACUGUGUCAACAGCAAGAUCACCAAGGUGAUGCUGCUAAAGGGCUGGCGUUGUGUGGAGUGCAUCGUGUGUGAGGUGUGCGGCCAGGCCUCAGACCCCUCCCGCCUGCUGCUCUGUGAUGACUGUGACAUUAGCUACCACACGUACUGCCUGGAUCCCCCACUGCUCACCGUGCCCAAGGGUGGCUGGAAGUGCAAGUGGUGUGUGUCUUGUAUGCAGUGUGGGGCCGCCUCCCCUGGCUUCCACUGUGAGUGGCAGAAUAGUUACACACACUGCGGGCCCUGUGCCAGCCUGGUGACCUGUCCUAUCUGUCACGCCCCGUACGUGGAAGAGGACCUCCUGAUCCAGUGCCGCCACUGUGAACGGUGGAUGCACGCUGGCUGUGAGAGCCUCUUCACCGAGGAUGACGUGGAACAGGCGGCCGAUGAAGGCUUUGACUGUGUUUCCUGCCAGCCUUACGUGGUAAAGCCUGCUGCGCCUGUUGCACCUCCGGAGUUGGUGCCUAUGAAGGUGAAAGAGCCAGAGCCCCAGUACUUUCGCUUCGAGGGUGUGUGGCUGACAGAAACAGGCAUGGCUGUGCUGCGCAACCUGACCAUGUCGCCCCUGCACAAGCGGCGCCAGCGGCGAGGACGGCCUGGCCUCCCAGGCGAGCCAGGGCUGGAGGGUUCUGAACCCUCAGAUGCCCUUGGCCCUGAUGAUAAGAAGGAUGGGGACCUGGACGCUGAUGAGCUGCUCAAGGGUGAAGGUGGUGUGGAGCACAUGGAAUGCGAAAUUAAGCUCGAGGGCCCCGUCAGCCCUGAUGGAGAGCCUGGCAAAGAGGACACCGAGGAGAGCAAGAAACGCAAGCGCAAACCCUAUCGGCCUGGCAUUGGUGGUUUCAUGGUGCGACAGCGGAAAUCCCACACACGUGUGAAAAAGGGGCCUGCUGCACAGGCGGAGGUGUUGAGUGGGGAUGGGCAGCCCGACGAGGUGCUACCUGCCGACCUGCCUGCAGAGGGCCCUGUGGACCAGAGCUUAGCUGAAGGGGAUGAGAAGAAGAAGCAGCAGCGGCGAGGGCGCAAGAAGAGCAAACUGGAGGACAUGUUCCCUGCUUACUUGCAGGAAGCCUUCUUUGGGAAGGAGCUGCUGGACCUGAGCCGGAGGGCCCUUUUUGCAGUUGGGGUAGGCCGGCCCGGCUUUGGACUAGGCGGCCCCAAAGCCAAGGGGGAUGGAGGCUCAGAUAGGAAGGAGCUCCCGACCUCACAGAAAGGAGAUGAUGGUCCAGAUGUUGCAGAUGAAGAAUCCCGUGGCCCCGAGGGCAAGGCUGAUACGCCAGGACCUGAGGAUGGGGGCGUGAAGGCAUCCCCAGUGCCCAGUGACCCCGAGAAGCCAGGCACCCCGGGUGAAGGGAUGCUUAGCUCUGACUUAGACAGGAUUCCCACCGAAGAGCUGCCCAAGAUGGAAUCCAAGGACCUGCAGCAGCUUUUCAAGGAUGUUCUGGGUUCUGAACGAGAGCAGCAUCUGGGGUGUGGAACCCCUGGCCUAGACGGCAGCCGUACACCGCUACAGAGGCCCUUUCUUCAAGGUGGACUCCCUUUGGGCAAUCUCCCCUCCAGCAGCCCAAUGGACUCCUACCCGGGCCUCUGUCAAUCCCCAUUCCUGGAUUCUAGGGAGCGCGGGGGCUUCUUUAGCCCGGAACCCGGUGAGCCAGACAGCCCCUGGACAGGCUCGGGGGGCACCACGCCCUCCACCCCCACCACCCCCACCACAGAGGGUGAGGGCGACGGGCUCUCCUAUAACCAGCGGAGUCUUCAGCGCUGGGAGAAGGACGAGGAGUUGGGCCAGCUCUCUACCAUCUCACCUGUGCUCUAUGCCAACAUUAACUUUCCCAAUCUCAAGCAAGAUUACCCAGACUGGUCUAGCCGUUGCAAACAAAUCAUGAAGCUCUGGAGAAAAGUUCCAGCUGCUGAUAAAGCUCCCUACCUGCAAAAGGCCAAAGAUAACCGGGCAGCUCACCGCAUCAACAAGGUGCAAAAGCAGGCUGAGAGCCAGAUCAACAAGCAGACCAAGGUGGGCGACAUGGCCCGUAAGACUGACCGACCGGCCCUACAUCUCCGCAUUCCCCCGCAGCCAGGGGCACUGGGCAGUCCUCCUCCUGCUGCUGCCCCCACCAUUUUCAUUGGCAGCCCCACUCCCCCCGCCGGCUUGUCUACCUCUGCGGAUGGGUUCCUGAAGCCGCCGGCGGGCACGGUGCCCGGCCCCGACUCGCCCGGUGAGCUCUUCCUCAAGCUCCCACCCCAGGUGCCCGCCCAAGUGCCUUCGCAGGACCCCUUUGGACUGGCCCCCGCCUACGCUCUGGAGCCCAGCUUCCCCACGGCACCGCCCACCUAUCCUCCCUAUCCCAGUCCAACCGGGGCCCCCACACAGCCCCCGACGCUGGGCGCCUCAUCUCGUCCUGGGACUGGCCAGCCAGGGGAGUUCCACACCACCCCGCCUGGCACCCCCAGACACCAGCCUUCCACGCCUGACCCCUUCCUCAAACCCCGAUGCCCCUCACUGGACAACCUGGCUGUGCCUGAGAGCCCAGGGGUAGGGGGAGGCAAGGCUUCGGAGCCCCUCCUGUCGCCCCCACCUUUCGGGGAGUCUCGGAAGGCCCUGGAGGUGAAGAAGGAAGAGCUUGGGGCAUCCUCUCCUAGCUACGGGCCCCCAAACCUGGGCUUUGUCGACUCACCCUCCUCAGGCCCCCACCUGGGCGGCCUGGAGUUAAAGGCACCCGAUGUCUUCAAAGCCCCCCUGACCCCUCGGGCAUCUCAGGUAGAGCCCCAGAGCCCGGGCUUGGGCCUAAGGCCCCAGGAGCCACCCCCUGCCCAGGCUUUGGCCCCUUCUCCCCCCAGCCACUCGGACAUCUUUCGCCCUGGCCCCUAUCCUGACCCCUAUGCCCAGCCCCCACUGACCCCUCGGCCCCAGCCCCCACCCCCUGAGAGCUGCUGUGCCCUGCCUCCUCGCUCACUGCCCUCGGACCCUUUCUCCCGAGUGCCCGCCAGUCCCCAGUCCCAGUCCAGCUCCCAGUCCCCCUUGACACCCCGUCCUCUGUCUGCUGAGGCUUUCUGCCCAUCCCCGGUUACCCCUCGCUUCCAGUCCCCCGACCCUUAUUCCCGCCCACCCUCACGCCCUCAGUCCCGGGACCCGUUUGCCCCAUUGCAUAAGCCGCCCCGCCCCCAGCCCCCUGAAGUUGCCUUCAAGGCUGGGCCUCUAGCCCACACUCCGCUGGGGGCUGGGGGCUUCCCAGCAGCCCUGCCCUCGGGGCCGGCAGGCGAGCUCCAUGCCAAGGUUCCAAGUGCGCAGCCCCCCAGUUUUGCCCGGUCCCCUGGGACAGGUGCAUUUGUGGGCACCCCUUCUCCCAUGCGUUUCACUUUCCCUCAGGCGGUAGGGGAGCCUUCCCUAAAGCCCCCCGUCCCUCAGCCUGGUCUCCCUCCACCCCACGGGAUCAACAGCCAUUUUGGGCCUGGCCCUACCUUGGGCAAGCCUCAAAGCACAAACUACGCAGUAGCCACGGGGAACUUCCACCCAUCGGGCAGCCCUCUGGGGCCCAGCAGCGGGUCCACAGGAGAGGGCUAUGGGCUGUCCCCACUACGCCCCCCGUCGGUCUUACCACCACCUGCACCCGAUGGAUCCCUGCCCUACCUGUCCCAUGGAGCCUCACAGCGGGCAGGCAUCACCUCUCCUGUUGAGAAGCGAGAAGACCCAGGGGCUGGGAUGGGCAGCUCUUUGGCAGCACCUGAACUUCCAGGGACCCAGGACCCAGGCAUGUCCGGCCUUAGCCAGACAGAGCUGGAGAAGCAACGACAGCGCCAGCGGCUACGGGAGCUGCUGAUUCGGCAGCAGAUCCAGCGCAACACCCUUCGGCAGGAGAAGGAAACUGCCGCAGCUGCUGGAGCAGUGGGGCCCCCGGGCAGCUGGGGUGCGGAGCCUGGCAGCCCUGCCUUUGAGCAGUUGGGUCGAGGCCAGACCCCCUUUGCUGGGACUCAGGACAAGAGCAGCCUCGUGGGGUUACCCCCAAACAAGCUGGGUGGCCCCAUCCUGGGGCCAGGGGCUUUCCCCAGUGAUGACCGACUCUCCCGGCCACCUCCUCCCGCCACCCCUUCCUCUAUGGAUGUGAACAGCCGGCAACUGGUAGGGGGCUCCCAAGCUUUCUAUCAACGAGCGCCCUAUCCUGGGCCCUUGCCCUUGCAACAGCAGCAGCAGCAGCAACAGCAACUGUGGCAGCAGCAGCAGCAACAGGCAACAGCAGCAACUUCCAUGCGACUUGCCAUGUCUGCUCGCUUUCCGUCAACUCCUGGGCCUGACCUGGGCCGCCAAGCCCUAGGUUCCCCCUUGGCGGGAAUUCCCACCCGCCUGCCUGGCCCUGGUGAGCCAGUGCCUGGUCCACCUGGUCCCGCCCAGUUCAUUGAGCUGCGGCACAAUGUACAGAAAGGACUAGGACCAGGGGGGGCUCCGUUUCCUGGUCAGGGGCCCCCUCAGAGACCUCGUUUUUACCCUGUAAGCGAGGACUCCCACCGACUGGCCCCUGAAGGGCUUCGUGGCCUAGCAGUCCCAGGCCUUCCUCCACAGAAACCCUCAGCCCCAGCCCCACCGGCCCCUGAACUGAACAACAGCCUCCAUCCAGCGCCCCACGCCAAGGGUCCCAACCUGCCUGCUGGCUUGGAGCUAGUCAGCCGGCCCCCAUCCAGCACUGAGCUGGGCCGCCCCCCUCCUCUGGCCCUGGAAGCUGGGAAGUUACCGUGUGAGGAUCCUGAGCUGGACGAUGACUUCGAUGCCCACAAGGCCCUGGAGGAUGACGAGGAGCUUGCUCACCUGGGCCUGGGUGUGGAUGUGGCCAAGGGAGACGAUGAGCUGGGCACCCUGGAAAAUCUGGAGACCAACGACCCCCACCUGGAUGACCUGCUCAACGGGGAUGAGUUUGACCUGCUGGCCUAUACUGACCCUGAACUGGACACUGGGGACAAGAAGGACAUCUUCAACGAGCAUCUGAGGCUGGUGGAGUCAGCCAAUGAAAAGGCUGAACGGGAGGCCCUGCUGCGGGGAGUGGAGCCAGGACCCUUGGGCCCUGAGGAGCGCCCUCCCCCGGCUGCUGAGCCCACGGAGCCCCGUCUGACAUCAGCGCUCCCUGAGGUGAAGCCCAAGGUGGAGGAGGGUGGGCGCCACCCUUCCCCUUGCCAGUUCACCAUCACCACCCCCAAGGUAGAGCCAGCACCUGCCCCCACUUCCCUAAGCCUGGGGCUGAAGGCAGGACAGAGUGUGAUGGGCAGCCAGGACACUCGGAUGGGCACGGGACCUUUUUCCAGCAGUGGGCACACAGCUGAGAAGGUCCCCUUUAGGGCCGCAGGAGGACCACCAGCUCACCUGCUGACCCCCAGCCCACUGAGUGGCCCGGGAGGGUCCUCCUUGCUGGAAAAGUUUGAGUUAGAGAGUGGGGCCCUGACCUUGCCCGGCGGACAUGCAUCUGGGGACGAGCUGGACAAGAUGGAGAGCUCACUGGUAGCCAGCGAGUUACCCUUGCUCAUUGAGGACCUGUUGGAACACGAGAAGAAGGAGCUGCAAAAGAAGCAGCAGCUUUCAGCACAGCUGCAGCCUGCCCCGCAGCAGCAGCAGCAGCAGCAGCAGCAGCAGCAACAGCAGCAGCAGCCGCAUUCCCUACUGUCCACCCCAGGUCCUGCCCAGGCCGUGUCUUUGCCACAUGAGGGCUCUUCUCCCAGUUUGGCUGGGCCGCAGCAGCAGCUUUCCCUGGGACUUGGAGGUUCCCGGCAGCCCGGCUUGGCCCAGCCACUGAUGCCCACCCAGCCACCAGCUCAUGCCCUCCAGCAGCGCCUGGCCCCGUCCAUGGCCAUGGUGUCCAACCAAGGGCAUAUGCUAAGUGGGCAGCAUGGGGGACAGGCAGGCUUGGUGCCCCAACAGAGCCCACAGCCAGUGCUGGCACAAAAGCCCAUGGGUACAAUGCCACCUUCCAUGUGCAUGAAGCCGCAGCAGCUGGCGAUGCAGCAGCAGCUGGCCAACAGCUUCUUCCCGGAUACAGACCUGGACAAAUUUGCUGCGGAAGAUAUCAUUGAUCCCAUUGCAAAGGCCAAGAUGGUGGCUUUGAAAGGCAUCAAGAAGGUGAUGGCUCAGGGCAGCAUUGGAGUGGCACCUGGUAUGAACAGGCAGCAAGUGUCCCUGCUGGCCCAGAGGCUCUCAGGGGGGCCCGGCAGCGAUCUGCAGAACCAUGUGGCAGCUGGGAGUGGCCAGGAGCGGAGUGCCGGGGACCCUUCCCAGCCGCGUCCCAACCCACCUACUUUUGCCCAGGGAGUGAUCAAUGAGGCUGACCAGCGGCAGUAUGAGGAGUGGCUGUUUCAUACGCAGCAGCUCCUACAGAUGCAACUGAAGGUGCUAGAGGAGCAGAUUGGGGUGCACCGCAAGUCCCGGAAGGCUCUGUGUGCCAAGCAGCGCACUGCCAAAAAGGCUGGCCGUGAGUUCCCGGAGGCUGAUGCUGAGAAGCUCAAGCUGGUUACGGAACAGCAGAGCAAGAUCCAGAAACAGCUGGAUCAGGUCCGGAAGCAGCAGAAGGAGCACACUAAUCUCAUGGCAGAAUAUCGGAAUAAGCAGCAGCAGCAGCAGCAACAACAGCAGCAGCAGCACUCAGCCGUACUGGCCCUCAGCCCUUCCCAGAGUCCCCGGCUACUCACCAAGCUUCCUGGUCAGCUGCUCCCUGGCCAUGGGCUGCAGCCACCGCAGGGGCCCCCGGGGGGGCAAGCCGCAGGUCUUCGCCUGCCCCCUGGGGGCAUGGCAUUACCUGGACAGCCCGGUGGCCCCUUCCUCAACACCACCCUGGCCCAACAGCAGCAACAGCAACAUUCUGGUGGGGCUGGGGCCCUAGCUGGCCCCUCAGGGGGCUUUUUCCCUGGCAACCUUGCUCUUCGAGGCCUAGGACCUGACUCGAGGCUUUUACAGGAAAGGCAGCUGCAGCUACAGCAGCAGCGCAUGCAACUUGCCCAGAAACUGCAGCAACAGCAGCAGCAGCAGCAGCAGCAGCAGCAGCAGCAUCUCCUAGGACAAGUGGCAAUCCAGCAGCAACAGCAGCAGGGCCAGGGUGUACAGGCAAACCAGGCCCUGGGUCCAAAGCCCCAGGGGCUUCUGCCUCCCAGCAGCCAUCAGGGCCUCUUGGUCCAGCAGCUGUCCCCCCAGCCACCCCAGGGGCCCCAGGGCAUGCUGGGCCCUGCCCAGGUGGCAGUGUUGCAGCAGCAGCAACAGCACCCUGGAGCUUUGGGCCCCCAGGGCCCUCACAGGCAGGUGCUUCUGACCCAGCCCCGGGUGCUGAGUUCCCCCCAGAUGGCACAGCAGGGUCAAGGCCUUAUGGGACACCGCCUGGUCACCGCCCAGCAGCAACAGCAGCAGCAGCACCAACAGCACCAACAACAGGGAUCCAUGGCAGGGCUUUCCCAUCUUCAGCAGGGUCUCAUGCCACACAGCGGGCAGCCCAAGUUGAGUGCUCAGCCCAUGGCCUCCUUGCAGCAGCAACAGCAGCAGCUCCAGCAGCAACAGCAGCAGCUCCAGCAGCAGCAGCAGCAGCAGCUACAACAGCAGCAGCAGCUACAACAGCAGCAGCAGCAGCUACAGCUGCAACAGCAGCAGCAGCUACAACAGCAGCAGCAACAGCUACAACAACAGCAGCAGCAACAGCUACAACAACAGCAGCAGCAACAGCUACAACAACAGCAGCAGCAACAGCUACAACAGCAGCAGCAACAACAGCUACAACAACAGCAGCAACAACAGCAGCAGAUGGGCCUCUUGAGCCAGAGUCGAACUUUACUGUCUCCUCAGCAACAGCAGCCGCCGCAGCCGCCACCGCCCCAGCAGCAGGUCGCACUUGGCCCUGGCAUGCCAGCCAAGCCUUUGCAACACUUUUCCAGCCCCGGAGCCGUGGGCCCAACCCUCAUCCUAACGGGCAAGGAGCAAAGCAUUGUAGAGACGGCUCUUCCUCCAGAGGGCACUGAGGGGCCCUCCACACAGCAGGGAGGGCCAUUAGCAAUAGGAGCUGUACCGGAGUCAGUGGCCACUGAACCAGGGGAGGUAAAGCCCUCACUCUCCGGAGACUCACAGCUCCUACUUGUCCAACCCCAGGUCCAGCCGCAGCCCAACUCUGUGCAGGUGCAGCCACCUCUGAGGCUCCCAGGACAACAGCAGCAGCAAGUUAACCUGCUCCACUCAGCGGGUGUGGGAAGCCAUGGGCAGCCAGGCGGUGGCCCAUCUUCUGAGGCCUCGUCUAUGCCUCAUCUGUUGACUCAGUCCUCUGUUUCCUUAGGGGAGCAGCCUGGGCCCAUGACCCAGAACCUUCUGGGCUCCCAACAGCCCCUUGGACUAGAGCGGCCCAUACAAAAUAAUGCAGGGCCACAGCCUGCCAAACCAGGAUCUGUCCCCCAGUCUGGGCAGGGCCUGCCUGGGGCUGGAGUCAUGCCUACAGUGGGUCAGCUUCGAGCACAGCUCCAAGGAGUCCUGGCCAAAAACCCGCAGCUGCGGCACUUGAGUCCUCAGCAGCAGCAGCAGCUCCAGGCACUCCUCAUGCAGCGGCAGCUACAGCAGAAUCAGGCAGUACGCCAGACCCCACCCUACCAGGAGCCUGGGACCCAGCCCUCUCCCCUCCAGGGCCUCCUGGGCCGCCAACCCCAACUUGGGGGCUUCCCUGGAUCCCAGCCAGGCCCUCUCCAGGAGCUGGGGGCAGGACUUCGACCUCAGGGCCCACCCCGGCUCCCCGCCCCACAAGGAGCCUUAUCCACAGGACCAGCCCUUGGUCCUGUCCACCCUACACCUCCGCCAUCCAGCCCCCAAGAGCCAAAGAGACCUUCUUCACGGUUACCGUCCCCUAGCUCCCAGCUUCCCUCUGAGGCCCAGCUCCCCGCUGCCCAGCCAGGAACCCCCAAACCCCAGGGGCCGCCCUCAGAGCUGCCUUCUGGGAGGGUCUCACCUGCUGCUGCCCAGCUUGCAGAUACCUUUUUUGGCAAGGGGCUGGGACCUUGGGACCCCCCAGAUAACCUAGCGGAAGCCCGGAAGCUGGAGCAAAGCAGCAUGGUACCUGGGCAUCUGGAGCAGGUGAAUGGGCAGGCAGUGCCUGAACAACCCCAUCUCAGCAUCAAGCAGGAGCCUCGGGAAGAGCCAUGUGCCCUGGGAGCCCAGGCGGUGAAGAGGGAAGCCAACGGGGAGCCAAUGGGGGCACCAGGUACCAGCAACCACCUCCUGCUGGCAGGCCCCCGCUCAGAGGCUGGGCAUCUGCUCUUGCAGAAGCUUCUACGAACAAAGAAUGGGCGGGGGCCUGAGGGGCUGCGAGCUGAGAUCAACGGGCACAUUGACAGCAAGCUGGCUGGGCUGGAGCAGAAACUACAGGGUACCCCCAGCAACAGGGAGGAUACGGCAGCAAGGAAGCCUUUGACACCGAAGCCCAAGCGGGUACAGAAGGCAAGCGACAGGUUGGUGAGCUCCCGAAAGAAGCUGCGGAAGGAGGACGGGGUCAGGGCCAGCGAGGCCUUGCUGAAACAGCUGAAACAGGAGCUGUCCCUGCUGCCCCUCACGGAGCCUACCAUCACCGCCAAUUUUAGUCUCUUUGCUCCCUUUGGCAGCAGCUGCCCCAUCAAUGGGCAGUGCCAGCUGAGGGGGGCCUUUGGAAGUGGGGCGCUGCCCACAGGCCCUGACUACUACUCCCAGCUGCUCACCAAGAAUAACCUGAGUAACCCGCCGACACCACCCUCGUCGCUGCCCCCCACCCCACCCCCAUCGGUGCAGCAGAAGAUGGUGAAUGGUGUCACUCCAUCUGAAGAGCUGGGGGAGCACCCCAAGGAGACCGCCUCUGCCCGGGACACGGAAGGGACACUGAGGGAUGCUUCAGAGGUGAAGAGUCUAGACCUGCUGGCUGCCUUGCCUACACCCCCUCACAAUCAGACUGAGGAUGUCAGGAUGGAGAGUGACGAAGACAGCGAUUCUCCUGACAGCAUUGUGCCGGCUUCGUCCCCCGAGAGCAUCCUGGGAGAGGAGGCCCCUCGUUUCCCUCAGCUGGGCUCAGGCCGAUGGGAGCAGGAAGAGCGUGCUCUCUCCCCCGUCAUCCCCAUCAUUCCUCGAGCCAGCAUCCCAGUCUUCCCAGAGAGCAAACCUUAUGGGGCCCUGGAUCUGGAGGCCCCUGGGAAGCUGCCUGCUACAACUUGGGAAAAGGGCAAAGGAAGCGAGGUUUCAGUCAUGCUGACGGUUUCUGCUGCGGCGGCCAAGAACCUGAAUGGUGUGAUGGUGGCAGUGGCAGAGCUGCUAAGCAUGAAGAUCCCCAACUCCUAUGAGGUGCUGUUCCCAGAGAGCCCUGCCCGGGUGGGCAUCGAGCCUAAGAAGGGGGAGGCCGAGGGCCCUGGCGGGAAAGAAAAGGGCCUGGGAGGCAAGAGCCCAGAGGCUGGCCCCGAUUGGUUGAAGCAGUUUGAUGCGGUGUUGCCUGGCUAUACCCUCAAGAGCCAGUUAGACAUCUUGAGUCUCCUCAAACAGGAGAGCCCCGCCCCGGAGCCACCCACCCAACACAGCUACACCUACAACGUCUCCAACCUGGACGUGCGACAGCUCUCGGCCCCGCCUCCCGAAGAACCCUCCCCACCCCCCUCCCCUUUGGCACCCUCCCCUGCCAGCCCCCCCGCCGAACCCUUGGUUGAACUUCCAGCGGAACCCCCAGCUGAGCCACCCGUUCCCUCGCCUCUGCCACUGGCCUCGUCCCCUGAAGCAGCCCGGCCCAAGCCCCGAGCCCGGCCUUCUGAAGAAGGCGAAGAUUCUCGGCCCCCUCGCCUCAAAAAGUGGAAGGGAGUGCGCUGGAAGCGGCUCCGGCUGCUGCUCACCAUCCAGAAGGGCAGCGGGCGGCAGGAGGAUGAGCGGGAAGUGGCAGAGUUUAUGGAACAGCUUGGCACAGCCCUGCGACCCGACAAGGUGCCUCGAGACAUGCGGCGCUGCUGCUUCUGUCAUGAGGAGGGGGAUGGGGCCACUGACGGGCCAGCCCGCCUGCUGAACCUGGACCUGGACCUGUGGGUGCACCUCAACUGUGCCCUGUGGUCCACAGAGGUGUAUGAGACCCAGGGUGGGGCACUGAUGAACGUGGAGGUUGCCUUGCACCGAGGACUGCUCACCAAGUGCUCCCUGUGCCAGCGCACUGGUGCCACCAGCAGCUGCAAUCGCAUGCGUUGCCCCAAUGUCUACCAUUUUGCCUGCGCCAUCCGCGCCAAGUGCAUGUUCUUCAAGGACAAGACCAUGCUCUGUCCGAUGCAUAAGAUCAAGGGGCCCUGUGAGCAGGAGCUGAGCUCUUUUGCUGUCUUCCGGCGGGUCUACAUUGAGCGAGAUGAGGUUAAGCAAAUUGCCAGCAUCAUCCAGCGUGGAGAGCGGCUGCACAUGUUCCGUGUGGGGGGCCUUGUGUUCCAUGCCAUUGGACAGCUGCUCCCCCACCAGAUGGCUGACUUCCACAGUGCCACCGCCCUCUAUCCCGUGGGCUACGAGGCCACGCGCAUCUACUGGAGCCUCCGUACUAACAACCGCCGCUGCUGCUACCGCUGCUCCAUCGGCGAAAACAACGGCCGGCCGGAAUUCAUGAUCAAAGUCAUGGAGCAGGGCCUGGAGGACCUGGUCUUCACUGACGCCUCUCCCCAGGCUGUGUGGAAUCGCAUCAUCGAGCCUGUGGCCGCCAUGAGGAAAGAGGCCGACAUGCUGCGGCUCUUCCCCGAGUACCUGAAAGGCGAGGAGCUCUUUGGGCUGACGGUGCACGCCGUGCUGCGCAUAGCUGAAUCACUGCCCGGAGUGGAAAGCUGUCAAAAUUAUUUAUUCCGCUAUGGACGCCACCCCCUGAUGGAGCUACCGCUCAUGAUCAACCCCACUGGUUGUGCCCGAUCAGAGCCUAAAAUUCUCACACACUACAAACGGCCCCACACUCUGAACAGCACCAGCAUGUCCAAGGCCUAUCAGAGCACCUUCACAGGCGAGACCAACACCCCGUACAGCAAGCAGUUCGUGCACUCCAAGUCAUCUCAGUAUCGGCGGCUCCGCACCGAGUGGAAGAACAAUGUGUAUCUGGCUCGCUCCCGUAUCCAGGGCCUGGGGCUCUACGCAGCCAAGGACCUAGAAAAGCACACAAUGGUCAUCGAGUACAUUGGCACCAUCAUUCGCAACGAGGUGGCCAACCGGCGGGAGAAAAUCUAUGAGGAGCAGAAUCGAGGCAUCUACAUGUUUCGAAUAAACAAUGAACAUGUGAUUGAUGCUACGUUGACCGGAGGCCCUGCCAGGUACAUUAACCAUUCCUGUGCCCCUAACUGUGUGGCAGAAGUUGUGACCUUUGACAAGGAGGACAAAAUCAUCAUCAUCUCGAGCCGGCGAAUCCCCAAAGGAGAGGAGCUGACCUAUGACUAUCAGUUUGAUUUUGAGGACGAUCAGCACAAGAUCCCCUGCCACUGUGGAGCCUGGAAUUGUCGGAAAUGGAUGAACUAAGAAGCGUUGAGGCUACCAGGCAGGGGAGUCCCCCCACCCCCAACCUCUUCCCUGAAAGGGAUGAGGGGGAAGAGAGGUAGCAGCCAGAGCCAGGACCCAGGGCUGGGGCUGCCGGCUGACCGGAGCCCCGGAGCAGGAGGCUGGGGCGGAGGGCCCUAGGCCAAGCCCACCCUGGGCACCAGGGAUGACCCUCUUCCCCGCCACCGGCCCCCAGGCUGGCAUCUCUGCCCCCAGCUCCAGGAGGGGCCAGACAGAAGCAGCCAUUGGGCAUCUCAGGUUUGAGGGGGAUAUGGGCCGGGAACUACCCAGAAGCAUCUGGGAGGCAGCAGGGAGGGGGGAGGAGGAUGUGUGGCCGGGCCUCACAGCCCUGCUGCUCCCACCGACCUCUCUGGCCCAACUCAAGGCUGCAAAGAGACUUGACUAAGCUUGACAAUCCCAAAGGCCGGGUCCCACACCUGGCCCUGCCUGCCGGGUCCUGCCCCCACCCUCACCCCCAUCCCCUUCCCUCUCAAUCUGUCUCUGUCUCCCUCUUCUCCUUUGUGUCUCUGUCUCUCUAUGGGUUGUGUUUCCUUGUUUUCCACUCUGACAAAUGCAACAUGAACGGGAAAGAGGCGCCCAGCUGCCCAGGAGGGCAAGCCAGGCAAGCCGGGCAAGGAGACCCCGCACCCACACCUACCUCAUUUAAGUGUUGGAUUUUUUGCUGUUUUGAAAUGUGAGACCCUCUCCAAGCCCCCUACUGCCCCAACCCUCUCCCCCACCUCACUGCCCUCUUCUGAGUGGGUGGAAGGGGGGUAGGAGGAAGAAGAAAAAAAACAACAACAAAAAAUCCCUCUUUGUUUUUAAUUAUGGGCAUGGGAUGGUGGUUGAGGCUAAUGAUGAUGAAGAUUGGGGAUGACUGGCCCCUAGUUGCUCUAGGACUUCCUUCUCCAUCUGGACAUGGGGGCAGGAGGGGCGUGCUAAAGCUAGGACCAGGAUAUCCCCCUCCUGUUUUCCCAGCCCCAUCAUGAGCCCAUUUGCCCUCCAGCCCCUGGACGGGGUGGAUGGGUGGUAGGGUGAGGGCUAUCCCUGAGUGGCAUGCCCAUACCCAGUGAGGCAGGGUGUGGCCCGGAGCUCCCACUUUCCCUUGGUCACCAAACUGCUGCUGGUCUGGUGGGAAGGGGUGGUGAUGUGGGGGUGGGGGAGCUUAGUGUCAGCGCGGGGAGGGUGGGGGGUAUUUAUCUAUUUAUACAUGGGAUUGUACAUAGUCUUGUGGGGCAUGGGGGAGCCGGCUGGAGGUGAGAACCCUCCCCUCUCCCCCCACCCCCGGGGAGAGCAAAUGUAAAACUACUAAUUUUUGUGCUUUAUAUAUUCUAUAUAAAUAUAUCUAUUUUCUUUUUACAAAACCAGUUUAUAAAUGGUAGGGGGGUGUGGGGCGGACACAUGGAGCUCCCCUUGUGGGGGGGCCCCCUCCAUUACCCAACCUACCGCCCUUUUCCUCACCCCCUCCUCCCCACCCCCUGGCUGUGACUGCUGUAAGGUGGGGGUGUAGAGGCUGGGCGAUUCCCACCCCCUUUUGUAUAGUUGGACUAUGUUAUAACGCACAAAAGUGAGCUGGCCCCAGGGGGAGCCAGAGGGUAAUGGGUUCCCCUGCCUCCCUUUCCUUCCCCUUUCUGCCCAAGCUUGUGCUGCAGUUGAACCUCUUCCUGGGGGUAGGGGUAGGUCCGGGGGUAGAUGCGGCCCCAGACCCCUCUCUGGUAGGGAGCCGUGGGGAUGAAGAUGAAGCUUAUAUGCAGUUCUCUCCUAGGGGCUGUGGGCAAAGGGCAUUUUGUAAUUAAUAUUUUCAAGAAUCAAAUAUCUGGAGUGUAGGGGUGGGCUUGGUGGCGGUGUGUGGGCAGGCCUGCUGGAGGGGGAGCACGGUCGCUGUUGUGAUUUUAGGUUUGUUUUUGUUUUGUUUUUGAAUUUGGGGGGUUGCGGAUUGAUGGGGGUAGGGAGUUUUUUUUUUUUUUUUUUUUAAGCUGCUUCCUCAACUGUUUCAAGCUGCAAAUGUUUAAGAGGAUAACAUCCCACCCCCACCCCCACCCCUACCCCCACAGAAACCACUGUAAUGAAAUCAGACAGUGGGGAGACUGGGCUGCUGACUCCAAAGCCAUUGGAUGUUCCUUUUCCAAGAGCAAAAGGUCUAGGCUCCAGGGAUGGGGAGAUUUGGCUCCAGUGAGUCAGGCCCUGGUUGGGGCUUGGGCCCUGGGAUUGGGAAAAGGGGAUGGGGCAGACUUUGUAAGCGUAUGCUAGGUAUCCGAUAGUCCUGUAGAAUUUAGUGAAGAAACCUUAUACAGUUUUUAAUUUUUAUAUAAACUAACUCAGACCCAAGCUACAAGGUUGGAAUUUUGGUUGUUGGUUUUUUUUUUUUUUUUUAAGUACCCCGCCUGUAUAAUUGCAUCAGAAUUCCCUCCCCCACCCCCACCCCCGUGUUUGUAUUUUGGGUUGGUUUACACUUGCACAUAUUCAAUUUUCAGUUUUUCCCCUUUACGGUCUUCUCCCCUCACCUCCAGGACCCUCCCCCUUUUUAAAAAAUAAAUCUCUGACAAGUGUGAAUCCCGUGAAGACUUUAUUUUGUGUUGUGUGUAUCCUGUACAGCAAGGUUGGUCCUUCGUAACAACGGAUGAAAUGAUUCCCUUUUUUAAAGCGCCCUCUCUCCCUCCACCCCCAGCGCCCCUGUCCUUGGCAUGUUUUGUAUCAGCGAUCAUUCUGAACUGUACAUAAUUUAUGUUGCAAGAGGCAAAGGGCAAGUUUUGGAUUUUGCUUCUUCCAAGUUUGUUUUUAAACGACAAAUAAAAAAAAGAACAUUUUAAAUACAA
Phacochoerus africanus (Common warthog) is the source of this 20916-nucleotide messenger RNA. It is a transcript of the gene KMT2D, whose product is annotated as lysine methyltransferase 2D. The coding region runs from base 1232 to 18082 and encodes 5616 amino acids. Gene Ontology annotation, biological process: positive regulation of transcription by RNA polymerase II. The transcript has 55 exons. NCBI's taxonomy places the organism in Eukaryota, Metazoa, Chordata, Mammalia, Artiodactyla, Suidae. Gene Ontology annotation, molecular function: histone binding; transcription coactivator activity; histone H3K4 methyltransferase activity. Gene Ontology annotation, cellular component: nucleus; MLL3/4 complex. The record is from RefSeq and is a predicted model, not a curated record.